Endocarpon pusillum Z07020 is the source of this 1140-nucleotide messenger RNA. RefSeq lists its product as uncharacterized. Bases 1 to 1140 code for a protein of 379 amino acids. The record is from RefSeq and is a predicted model, not a curated record. Lineage: Eukaryota; Fungi; Ascomycota; Eurotiomycetes; Verrucariales; Verrucariaceae. The transcript has a single exon.
AUGCACAAGCAAGGCAGAAAAAGAAAGUCGCGUUCUGCCAAAGCCAAGGCUUAUCGUAUGAUCGUGCAACGACCUCUAGCUCCCCUCGAGAGGUUGCCGUGCGAGAUUUUAGGUCGCAUUUUCAACUGGAGCUGCAAUAUCAACCUACCUAAGGCCUCGUGGCAUUUGAUGAAAAGGCUUGAAGAUCAUCCAAUAUACAUGUUGAUGCUGGCUUUCAGCUCGGAAGCAAUUUAUGUCGCGGAGGAGAAGAGAUCAAGCCAUUUCUAUGCGCGAAACAUCGUACUGGCCGGGCUACCUACCUUGUCCACCGAAGAGCGUAUCCGCCUCCAGGCUGAAGUAUUUGCCAAGAAGUGGCUACAACCCCAGCUCGUCAGACGGGUUCAAUCUCAUUUCGUGCAGGAAGUCAUUCGAGCUCGCUGGGCUGCGUUGUGUCUGGAAAAGAGUUAUGGGACUUUCAAAAUUCGACCUAGUCAGCGGGCGCUAUGGUGCGAGACGAGGACGGAAGAGGCGCAAGUUUGUUUCGAAGUAGCUGCAGCACAUUUUGGGGUCCUCGAAGAUCAGGGGAUUGUUCAAUUUAUACCCGACUGUGGAAAAGAAGUGGAAGAGUUCUAUUCAUUUCCAGCCUGCGAUGAACAAUCUGGCACGGAUGAGGACGAGAAUCUUGGUGCUCCAUUCCCCGAUCAUUGGUAUGCUGGUCCCUGGACAAGGAAAGAGAGGGCACUUAUUGUCCAAUUCGCAGAAAACCGCUACAAAGGGCAUCUUGCGCCCAGCCCGACCAAUUCUGGGAACUUUGCCUCCUGGAUGCUCCAUGUAGCCAUGCUGGAGCAGAGAAUAGGUGUGCUUCUCAAAUACCUUGUCCGUUCACCUGGAAACCCUGAGAACGACUCUGUCCUUUACACAUCCGCAAUCAACCAAAGCCAUUUCGUGAGGCUUUUAUACAAACCGGGUGACGCGGAGUGCAAAGAUAUUCAAAUGGCAGUGCUGCUGUUGGAAGGGUCCGACCAAGAGCCGGUUGACCAAUCGCUCUCGUUUCUGAAACUACGUCUAAGGCAAUGGCUUCAUGCUCGCAGCCCCUUCUGGCGUGAUUGGUGCAGGUCUUCUUCUGUGGAUAGUAGCGGAAGCGUGCAAAACGAAGCAUGA